AUGCAGAACGAUCUUUCACAGUCUGCCCAGCUCCAGAAACUGAACCAACUACAACAAUUGUCCUUCUCUCCUCAAAUAAACCAAAGAGCUGGUUUAAACCCUUUAUUAUUACAACAACAACAACAACAACAACAGGCCCAAGUACAAGCUCAAUUACAAGCCCAACAAUUACAAGCUCAGCAGCAACAACAACAACAGCAACAACAUCAGCCACCACAAGUACCAGGAUCAGUUCCAUUACCAAUAACAACUGUUAAAGAAGUUUGGAAUGAUAAUUUCCAUCAAGAAUUUAAUAUAAUACGUCAAUUAAUUACUCAAUAUAAUUAUGUUUCAUUCAGUACAGAAUUCCCAGGUAUAUUGGCCAGACCAAUUGGUGUUUUCACUUCAACAAAUGAUUAUCAUUAUCAAACUUUAAGAACAAAUACUGAUUUAUUGAAUUUAAUUCAAUUUGGGAUUUCAUUAAGUGAUUCAAAUGGUAAAAAACCUGAUAAUAUUUAUAGUACUUGGCAAUUUAAUUUUAAAUUUGACUUGAAUUCAGAAAUGAUCUCAAAUGAAGCUUUUGAAUCUUUAGUUAAAACUGGAAUUGAUUUUAAUAGACAUCAAAUGUUGGGUAUUGAUCAAUUUGAAUUUGCAGAAUUAUUAACAAGUUCUGGAUUAAUAUUAUUACCAAAUGUUUAUUGGACAAGUUUCCAUUCAGGUUAUGAUUUUGGGUUUUUAAUUUCUUUAUUAACAAAUAAUCAAAUGCCUUCAAAAGAAGAAGAUUUUUUACAUAAAAUUGGUUUAUUUUUCCCCAAUUUAUAUGAUUUGAAAAUAUUAUCAAAAGGUUUAACAAAUAAAGAAACAAAUCCAAAAUUAAGCUUGGAAAAUCUUGCAGAUGAAUUAAAUAUUCCAAGAUUAAAUAUUUUUGUAUCUACUGGAGGUCAAGCACUUUUAACAAAUUUAACAUUCAUUGAAAUGAAAAACAAGCUUCAUGAUAUAAACAAAUUCAAUGGAUUGAUCCAUGGACUAGUUACUGAACAGCAACAGCAACAAAAUCCUCUUUUAAAUGAAUUAUGA
Hansenula anomala is the source of this 1056-nucleotide messenger RNA. RefSeq names its product CCR4-NOT core DEDD family RNase subunit POP2 (gene POP2). The record is from RefSeq and is a predicted model, not a curated record. NCBI's taxonomy places the organism in Eukaryota, Fungi, Ascomycota, Saccharomycetes, Phaffomycetales, Wickerhamomycetaceae. Gene Ontology annotation, cellular component: P-body; CCR4-NOT core complex; CCR4-NOT complex. Gene Ontology annotation, molecular function: nucleic acid binding; poly(A)-specific ribonuclease activity. The transcript has a single exon. Bases 1 to 1056 code for a protein of 351 amino acids.